Messenger RNA from Thlaspi arvense, 1434 nucleotides. The record is from the annotation of a GenBank genome assembly. Lineage: Eukaryota; Viridiplantae; Streptophyta; Magnoliopsida; Brassicales; Brassicaceae.
AUGGACAGGUACAAGUUAAUUAAAGAGGUUGGUGAUGGAACUUUUGGUAGUGUUUGGCGAGCUAUCAAUAAGCAGACGGGUGAAGUCGUUGCUAUUAAGAAAAUGAAGAAGAAGUACUACUCGUGGGAUGAAUGUAUUAAUCUGAGGGAAGUGAAGUCGCUCAGGAGAAUGAAUCAUCCAAACAUCGUGAAGUUAAAGGAAGUCAUCCGGGAAAAUGAUAUCCUAUACUUUGUCUUUGAGUACAUGGAGUGCAACCUUUACCAGCUUAUGAAGGACAGACAAAAGCUUUUUGCAGAAGCUGAUAUCAGAAAUUGGUGCUUUCAAGUUUUCCAAGGCCUUUCUUACAUGCAUCAGCGUGGUUACUUCCACCGCGAUCUUAAGCCAGAAAAUCUAUUAGUCUCUAAGGACAUCAUUAAGAUUGCUGAUUUUGGUCUGGCACGGGAGUGUUACCGUACUGAUCGACAAGUCUUUGUUCUAAUAGAUAUGUGGGCAAUGGGAGCUAUUAUGGCCGAGUUGUUGUCUCUUCGCCCUAUAUUUCCUGGGGCUAGGGUGGCAAAAUCAAAUGCUAAUGAACAAGUGAAAAUGUUUCCGUAUCAUCCAUUCAGUGAAGCAGAUGAAAUCUACAAAAUCUGCUCUGUCAUAGGCAGUCCAACUAAGGAGACCUGGUUGGAGGGACUUAAUCUUGCUAACGCCAUAAACUAUCAGUUCCCGGAGGGACUUACGGUCGUCCUCUUGCAGCUUCCUGAUGUACCUCUUGCAAGCUUGAUGCCAUCUGCUAGUGAUGAUGCGAUUAAUCUUAUUGAGCGGCUUUGCUCGUGGGAUCCAUGCAACAGACCAACUGCUGCCGAAGCUCUGCAGCACCCGUUCUUUCAGAGUUGCUUUUAUGUCCCACCAUCUCUCCGCCCCAAGCCAUCUGUUGCAAGAACUCCUCCACCUGUGGGGCCAAGGGGAUCGUUCGAGCACCAAUCAGUCAAACGGCACCCGGUGUCUCUUGCCAAUGCUAAGCCAUUCAAAAGCUAUGUUGCGCCAAAGUCGAAUGCUGCUUUCGGCAGUGGCGUCCAGCGGAAACUCGACAUGGCUAAUCAAGAUGGGACGAGAAACACUAAACCCGUGAGAAGUUCUGUCAAAGACUCCAAAUACAGACCACCCGGAAGAAAGAGUCCUCGUAAACAAAUGUAUUCAAUCGAAGAUAACUCAGCAGGGUCGUCACUGAACAAGAACCGGGUGGCUCGCGGUGUAUCCGAGACUGCUGAUAAACUCGCGAACGUGAGCAUCGGAGGAACCGUGUCUCGAAGACACUCUGUGUCUGUGAUGCAGCAACAGCAGCUGAAGCCACUGCCGAUGAAGGCUGGUUGUGUAGGAGAAACACGUGACAUGUUCCUUAGACCAACACAACCCACCACCAAUGCCUACUCUAGGAAAGUCGCCGGCUGA